Leptopilina heterotoma is the source of this 2736-nucleotide messenger RNA. RefSeq names its product nucleolar complex protein 3 homolog (gene Noc3). The transcript is spliced from 10 exons. Gene Ontology annotation, molecular function: chromatin binding. Gene Ontology annotation, cellular component: nucleolus. Bases 190 to 2610 code for a protein of 806 amino acids. Lineage: Eukaryota; Metazoa; Arthropoda; Insecta; Hymenoptera; Figitidae. Gene Ontology annotation, biological process: DNA replication initiation. The record is from RefSeq and is a predicted model, not a curated record.
AAACGUGGUAGUGGUUAAAGUUUUGAGGUUAUGUAUCGAACAAUACAUAAAAGGCAUAAAAGCAAGUGAAAAAUAUUUUUGUUUAUUAAUUUAUAAUAUAAACAAUAAAUAAAAUAUUACCAUAAAUAUAUUAUUUACGGAAAGAAGUGAAGUAGAUUAAGAUUGUUGAAAAAUUAAUAAUUGAAGAAAAUGAAGAUCAGCAAAGUUAAAAGAAGUAAUCAGAAACGAACAAAAUUGGCAAAACAAGGGAAACUAAAGGCACGAAGACAUCGGGAUAAGCCGAAAAAACAAUUUCAAAAAGCUCCACAAACUCAAAUUAAUAAUGUUCAGGAAGAGGAGGAAGGAAGUGAUGACGAUAGGAAUAUGUUGGAAAUGGUCGAAAAAGAUGAUUUGACUUUUCUGAAGGAGGCAAUUUCCAAUAAAUCUUACGAACUUUUGAAAAAAAUUCGUUGUACAGACAAUUCAAAACAAAGUAAAAAGGCUAAGAAAACGGAAGAAAACUUAGAAUACAGAUAUGAGAAAUCAGCUUUCAAAGGAGUUGAAGAAGAUAUGGGGAAAGAAUUCAAGUUUCUUUUGCCAAUUAAGACUAAAGAUGGUUUUGUCAAAACUAGAGCAAUUGAAAAGGAUAAUGUUGAAGAUGAAGAGACGGCAGAAGGAGACGAAGAAGAUAUGGAAAUUAAUGAAGAUGAAAAAAGUGAUAAUGAGUCCUUGGAUUUAGAACUGAAAGAAGACACCAAGGAAUUUGAUGAAACUGAACUCGUUUCUACCGCAAAAUUGUUGGCAUGUCGUGAGGAAGUUUUAAAAUCUCGACGUUACACAAUUGGCAUUUUAUCGAGCAGCAUUUUGGAAGAUCCACAAUUAAGAGCAAAGAAUUUCACACUCUUGCUCGAUUUCAUGGAGGAAAGAAAUCCGGAAGUUUACAUUACUGUUAGAAAAUUAGCAACAGCUUCGUUACUCGAAAUUUUCAAAGAUAUUCUACCGUCUUAUCAUAUUACACAAGUUAAUCAAGAAGGAGUUAAAUUGAAAAAGGAUACGUUUCAAUUGCAAAAUUUUGAAGCGGACUUGCUGAAGAAUUACAAGAACUAUUUGCAAAAAUUGGAAAAAAUGGCUAAAUUAUUGUACAGAAAGGGAAAUUCGAUGCGAAAAUUGAACGAUCGGGAAAUUCAAUUGGCAACAUUGGCCGUGAAUUGCAUGUGCGAUUUAUUAAUCACGCAUCCAUAUUUCAAUUUUUCAAAUAAUAUCGCAAAAUUCCUUAUUCCAUUAUUAGAUAACAAACUCUCGUCGACAAGGGAAAUUGUCAUGAAAUGUUUUACACAAAUUUUCAAGGAGGACAAACGUGGAGAAAUAACUUUAAUGAUCGUGCAACAAUUAAAUAAAUACAUAAAACCACGAGGACACACUGUUCAUCAUGAGGUAAUAUCCGUUCUAUUGGGAUUGCGAAUAAAGGAUAUAAAUUUGGAUAAAGAAAAGGAGGAGGAAUUGAAGAAACAAAAAUUAAUGUCCCAUAAGCAGAGGAUUUUGUCGCUCAGCAAACGUGAACGAAAGAAGAGUAAAAAACUCGAACAAGUUGAGCAGGAAUUAUUGGAAACGAAAGCCGAGGAAAAUAAAAAGGCGGCGGAAAAAGUUUUUACUGAUAUCACAUCUUUAGUGUUUACAAUUUAUUUCCGAAUUUUAAAGGAAGCGCCAAGUAGUAAAAUUUUGUCCGCCUGCUUAGAAGGAUUGGCCAAAUUUGCCCAUUGUAUCAAUUUGGAAUUCUAUCAGGAUAUCGUCAAUGUUUUGAGUGCUUUAUUGGACGAAGGAAAUUUAGCUUUGAGAGAAAGACUCAAUUGUAUUCGAACCGUUUUCAUCAUUUUAUCCGGCCAGGGUUCGGCUUUGAAUAUUGAUCCCCACAGAUUUUAUUCUCAUCUUUAUAAAAAUCUAUUAAGCAUAAAUGCGGGGAAAACUUGCACGGAAAUUGACGUUGCUUUGAAGGUAUUAGUUAUAGCAUUGGUUCAUCGACAGAAGAAUAUUUCUCAAAAUCGUUUGAUAGCGUUUGUAAAAAGAAUUGCUACAAUGGCAUUAGGUUUGCAGCAUAAUGGAGCACUUGGCGUUCUUGGCGUUAUUAAAAUGAUAAUGCAACUUGGAAAAGCAGCUUAUAUUUUAUUAGACACUGACAGUGGUUGCGGUGAUGGUCUUUAUUUGCCGGAAUUAGACGAUCCUGAAUAUUGUAAUGCAAAAUCUACAUCUUUAUGGGAAAUUGUCGCAUUGCAGCGACAUUAUCACAACACUGUUCAUCAAGUUGCAAAAAAUAUUGCUUGGGAAGUUCCAGCCAGCGGUGAAGGAAGUUUAUCUCCUGAAAUUGCAAAAUUAAAUCCCGAAGAACUUUGCCAAGAAUACGAUCCUACGACAGUUGCUUUUAAGCCAGCAGUAGCAAUUCCGAAAAAAGUGUCUCCGAAAGCUUCGAUAAAACACGAAUACGCUAGUAUUAAAUUUGAAACGUACGUUAAUGAAUGUUUCGACAAGACUUCAAUUACUGACAAUGAAAGCUUCGAUAUUUGCUCCGCACUUCGAAAAAGAAAAAUUGCCAAAUCAGAAAAACCGUCUAAAUUCUCAAAGAAGAAACGUAAAUAACGUUUAUUGUACAUAGAAAUUAAUACAUUUUCGUGUUUUCAAAUUAGAAUGUAAAAAAAUGUUUUUUAUUUUUUAAAUAAUGUGUAUAAAUACAGAAUAAAUGAAAAUAAUUUUCAGAUUAUUAAA